Molecule: messenger RNA, 1884 nt
Organism: Symbiodinium necroappetens
Lineage: Eukaryota; Dinophyceae; Suessiales; Symbiodiniaceae
Source: the annotation of a GenBank genome assembly
GAACGAAAGAAAGGUCAUGGAAGAGUAUUCCCGAGACCUGUUUGGGACUGGUUUGGACUUCGUGACUGGACGUGGCACCGAGGAGGCCAUCUGCAAGGCCCUCACGCAUGUCGAUGAGGCAAGGGCCAGAGCCCAGCAAAGUCAGCGGCAUGCUGGCCGCGGACACAGGGGGCUAAAACUGCGGGGCAGUAUGACUCUGAGCGCGGACAUGAGCAAGGCUUUUGACAUGGCAGAUAGGCGUAGGUUGCGAGAAUCUCUAGAACUGGCUGCAGCAGAUCCAUUCCUAAUUGACCUGGUAGGCAAACUUCAUGUAGAGGCUCUCUAUGAAAUGACGGCCAGCGAUCAAGCAUUCAGCGUAGCCACCCAUCGCGGUAUCAAGCAGGGCUGCAAGCUAGCACCGUCUCUUUUCGCCUUUGCAACAUUCCUUCUGUUUCGGAAGCUGGGCGAACACUGCGACAUUGAGGCUCUCCGCGAAAUCCUCACUAUGUACGCAGAUGAUACCCUGCUACAAAAGCAUUUCGAUGAUUUGCCACAAAUGCAGGAGGCACUUCGACUGUGUGACCUGCUGCUUGAUCAGCUCACAGAGCUAGGCUUCAAGGUCAACCCAGAGAAGUCAGCACUGCUUCUGCAGCUUCACGGGGGCUCCGCGCAGCAGGUCACAAACCAGCUGGUAGUCACCAAAAAGGGCGCGAAAUAUGUGCAGCUGCCUUCAGGUCGUCUUAUCGCGCUAAAGACACAGGUCCCCUAUCUGGGCAUCAUCAUUUCCUAUCACGAUUAUGAGAUGCAGUCACUCCGACAUCGCCUACAAGCCAGCAAAGCUGUGAUGAAGGAAGUGGCCCAUGCAGUUCGCAAUAGCCACGCCAUCACUGAAAAACGUCGACUGUCCAUAUGGCGUAUCACAGCAUGGGCAUCAGCCCUUUACGGACUGCACGUGGUAGGGCUCACUGAGCAGGGACUCGCAGCGUUGGAGUCCCACAUGAUAUAUCAGCUGCGUUUUGUCCUGAGGAGUUACUCCCACCUGACACAUGAAUCAAAUUUGCACUUUAUCAGGCGAAGGGGCUUUAAAACUGCAAAGUUUCAGGUCCUGCAACGUCUUCAGAAAUUCUUGAAACGGCAGAAGAAAGGGGAUAAGGAGGUACUCCUUCCUCUCUAUCUGCCAAGGGCGGAGCGGUUAGCAGAGCUAAUCCCACAGCUUUCUGCAGCCGGGAACAGCGGCACAGAUCGCCAGGAUCCCAGUCAAGUAUGCACCGAGUGCGGCGCGAUCUUCAUAGGCUUUUGGCUCUUGGCAAAUCGACGAAAUCACUGCUAUGCCAACUCGGUGCUACAGGCGAAGUGCCUGGUAACCCUGGAGGAGAUUCUCCCCAGCGGAGGAGCUCCCCCACCCAAGGGUCAGGGCAAAGGCAAGAUGGUCGGCCAGCGCCGCAAAGAUGGCCGGUCUGCGGGAAGUGAAGAAAGCGAACUGGUGACGGCAAUGGCGAAAUUAGCCCUCAGACACGAUGAGCACAUGACGGCUCUUGAUCUCUGCUACGUAUCGUACGUGCGCACAGAUGCACACUCCGUGCUGCCAGAGCUGUAUGCAGAGAGCAAGCGUCAGAAAAGCCUGAUGGUCGACCAGUCUGACACGAUGCAGCAGAAGGUAAAGCACGAAGGCAUACUUUCGAGUCAGGGAGACUGGCGCUACCUCGAAUGGAGCCCCGAAAGCCAGUCCAUGGUUGAGACUUUGGAGGAUCCAUUGAGCACCUCUCAGCUUCUGGCUGGGAUCGGAGAUGUGCUCUCCCGGCUCGAGGCCGACACGACGCAUGUGACGAUGUUCAAGGCCUCGCGACCUAUCACCGAACGGAUGGUUGGUGGCCCGGUUCGCCUCCUUUUCAGUUUUCCUGAAAA